Messenger RNA from Sinocyclocheilus grahami, 567 nucleotides. RefSeq names its product cytochrome c oxidase subunit 4I1, like (gene cox4i1l). The record is from RefSeq and is a predicted model, not a curated record. Gene Ontology annotation, biological process: mitochondrial electron transport, cytochrome c to oxygen. The transcript is spliced from 4 exons. Bases 133 to 567 code for a protein of 144 amino acids. Lineage: Eukaryota; Metazoa; Chordata; Actinopteri; Cypriniformes; Cyprinidae. Gene Ontology annotation, cellular component: respiratory chain complex IV.
CAUUGGUUCAUCUGUCUGAUAGCGACAGACACCUGACUCACAAUCCACCCGCUACUGACUGAUCCAUGAAAGCAGAAAGACAGAGCACGUAGGCAACUUCUUGUCGACAAGCUCGGACCUUCAUAUCUCAAGAUGCUGGCCUCUCGAGCACUGGUGCGGGGACUGCAGUCUGGAUUCUGGAGGAGGGUGUCAACUUCAUCUGCUGCCUGGGCUGCACACACUCACGAUGUUGAUGUGGCUGACUGCUCCGUUCCUCAGUACAACAACCGUCUGGACACGCCAUUGCCAGAUGUUCCAUUUGUCAGAAAUCUCAGUGCCGAACAGAAGAAACUCAAAGAGAAAGAGAAGGGAUCAUGGACCCAACUCACCAAGGAGGAGAAACUGGCCUUGUACAGACUCACACAUGAGCUGUCGUACGCAGAGAUGAGGCAAGGUUCCAAAGAGUGGAUGACUGUUCUCGGGGGCGUCUUCAUCUUCCUUGGCUUCACAGGGCUGCUGGUGUGGUGGCAGCGUGUCUAUGGUGAGUGUAUAUAUGAAGAUAUUUAUACGUAUACACCCUCUAAAUGA